Molecule: messenger RNA, 560 nt
Organism: Lepisosteus oculatus (spotted gar)
Lineage: Eukaryota; Metazoa; Chordata; Actinopteri; Semionotiformes; Lepisosteidae
Source: RefSeq, a predicted model, not a curated record
CUGAAUUGCUGGGGUGCAGGUAAAUAUUCAUUCCCACUCCGGCGAAGUGUGUUGUUUGGGAGAGGAGCACAAGGCGUUGGGAGGAACGGAGGAGUUCAGGACAGUUGUUUGGCACAUAAGUCUCGGACAGAAAGUUGGGUUUUUUUUUUCCGUUCCGUGCGGCCGGUAUGUCGGAUGAGGAUUCGAGGGCCAGUACUAGCUCAUCGUCGUCAUCUUCCUCGUCCUCCGCUCAACAUCAGAAGGAGAAAGAAACAACCAGCAAGAAGAAGGAGAGCAAAGCCAGUAUGAGCAAAACCUCCAAACUGCUUUCUACGAGCGCAAAGAGAAUCCAGAAGGAGCUGGCAGAUAUCACUCUGGACCCUCCUCCGAACUGCAGUGCUGGGCCUAAAGGAGAUAACAUCUACGAAUGGAGGUCGACAAUCCUGGGUCCACCUGGCUCAGUCUACGAGGGAGGAGUAUUUUUCCUAGAUAUCGCAUUUACACCGGACUACCCUUUCAAACCUCCCAAGGUAAAAAAUCUAGUUUUACAGACCUUGCGCAAAUAACUUUGUGAUGUGUUG